CAGCUUAGCUCUUGGGUGGAUCUGUCGACCUGCACUUGCUGUCAUAAACCUUAGGAAGUCAAUGUCGAACCAGAGGCAUCGGUUGGUGGGUCGGAAACGCCCAGAAGUAUUUAUUUUACUACAGAAAGAGAAACAUCAUGGUAAGGUAGCUGCUGGACACCAUGGGGUUUUUCACGCAGCUCUACCUCCUGCUCUGGAAAAAUUUCACAUACCGCAGACGCAACAAGAUCCAGCUGAUCGUCGAGCUUCUCUGGCCGCUCUUCCUCUUUUUAAUUCUCAUCUCUGUCCGUCGGUCGCACCCUCCGUACAAACAAAGCCAAUGUCAUUUUCCAAACAAAGCCUUGCCGUCAGUAGGCACCUUACCCUGGAUUCAGGGCAUCAUCUGCAACAUCAACAACCCCUGUUUCCACAGCCAAACACCAGGAGAAACACCCGGACAAAUUAGCAACUUUGACAACUCAUUACUGUCUCGUCUCUUUGUGGAUGCCCAGACUUUUCUGUCCCACGAUGGACACCAGAGUUUGUCCACCUUUCAGGACCUGAUGGGCAGUGUUCGGCUUCUGGGAGAAAGGCUUGAAUCAUUUCCAACUCUCCCAGUUAAAGAGUGCCUGAGACCCAAUGAGACUUUCUCCAACUUUCUUCUGACCAGUGGCAACCUGUCGUCUUCAACCGUGGACCUGCUGAUGAAUGCACAUCUCAAUUUUCAGGCUGUAUUGACUGGAUUCCAGACGCCACUGAAAGUGUUGGUGUGCAACGAGAGCUUGAUGGCCGAACUGCUGUCGGUGGAUGGAGGAGCAGCCAACAUGAGUGUUCUUCAGACUGAGCUGUGUGGCCUUCCAGCUGAUGUCCUGCAGGAGGCUGAGGGCAUUUUUUUAUCCCAACUGGAGUUUGCCAGGUUCUUCACGGGAAACCGACUGAUGGGUAGCACUGAAGAGCUGAGAGGCACGAGUCUGGCUAUUGCUUCUGUGUCCCAGGAACUUGCUGUUCUCAUAGAUGAUCUCUCCUCCUUCACCAGUUUUGCAGAGCUGAGUGCAGCUCUUACUCUACUUUCCCCUGAAAAUUACGCAGCAGAGCCCAGAGAAAGUUUGAGAGCUUUUUCUAGGAUCAUGUGCGGUCACCCUGAGAUCGGCGGCAAGCGCAUCCCAUCGCUCAACUGGUACGAAGACACCAACAUCCAGUCCUUUCUCGGCGAAGAUGGCACAGAGGAGGUGAACAUCGACAUUGACAACAACACAACACCAUUCUGUAGGAAUUUGAUCUACAGUCUGGAGUCCAACCCGCUGUCUCGCAUUAUGUGGCGAGGAAUCAAGCCGCUGUUUAAAGGAAAGCUCCUGUACACACCAGACACUCCUGUCACACAACGAGUCAUGAAAGAGCUGAACAGGACAUUUGAAGACCUGCAGAUUCUUCAGGAUCUGCAUGAAGCUUGGAAGGAGGUGGGACCAGAGAUUAAGAACUACAUGGAGACCAGUGUGGAGAUCAGAAUGCUGCAGGAUCUGUUGCGGCGUCCUGAAAUUGCUGUUCUGGUUAAUAUGCGUUUGGAAAACUCAACCUGGACAGCUUCACAGAUCGCUCAUUUCCUGUCAACUCCCUCACCAGACAAUCCAAAGAAACGCGAAGCUCCGCCUACAUGGACAGACGUCUACAACGACACAGAGAACACAAUCGUGACUCUCGUACAAAUUACCAAGUGUUUCAAUCUGGACAAACUGGAAGGGAUGGAUACGGAGGGUCAGCUGAUCAACAGAGCAUUGGAGCUGCUGGAGGACAAGAAGUUUUGGGCUGGUGUGGUUUUCCAGCUUCCCAACACGUCCACAUCUGAGCUACCUCCUCAUGUCGCCUACAAGAUCCGAAUGGACAUUGAUGAUGUGACCCGAACCAACAAGCUGAAGGACAAGUUUUGGGAUCCGGGCCCAUCUGCAGACCCGUUCAACGACAUGCGCUACAUUCGGGGUGGUUUUGUUUAUAUUCAGGACUUGGUGGAGAGAGCUGUGAACUAUGUUCUAACUGGAGUUAAACAGACCACUGGUAUCUACAUCCAGCAAAUGCCGUACCCCUGUUAUGUGGAUGAUAUUUUUCUUCGUGUCUUGAACCGCUCCCUACCUCUCUUCAUGACCCUGGCCUGGAUCUACUCGGUGGCCAUGAUCAUCAAAGGCGUGGUGCACGAGAAGGAGGCGAGGCUGAAGGAAACAAUGAGGAUUAUGGGUCUCGGUACGGGAACGCUGUGGCUCAGCUGGUUCAUCAGCAGCAUUGUUCCUUUCAUGGUGUCUGCGUCUCUUCUUAUUGGUGUGCUGAAGUGGGGUGAUAUAUUACCAUACAGCAACCCAGCUGUUGUCUUCUUCUUCCUCGUGGCGUUUGCCACAGCCACCAUCAUGCAGUGUUUCCUCAUCAGCACCUUCUUCUCCAAGGCCAACCUGUCUGCUGCCUGUGGAGGGCUCAUCUACUUCAGCUUGUACCUGCCUUAUGUACUGUGUGUCGCCUGGAGAGACUAUCUCAAUUCCACACACAGAAUAUUAUUUAGUUUGCUGUCCCCUGUGGCCUUUGGGUUUGGCUGUGAGUACUUUGCUCAGUAUGAGGAGCAAGGAGUGGGAAUCCAGUGGUACAACCUGCGAGGCAGCCCCGUUGAAGGAGACAAAUACAACUUCUUCGUCUCUAUAAUCAUGCUUUACGUGGAUGCCUUCAUCUAUGCUGUAGCAGCCUGGUACAUCGAAGCAGUUUUUCCUGGAGAAUAUGGGAUCCCAAGGCCCUGGUACUUCAUCUUUCAACUCAACUACUGGGGCGGAGUUCCUCUUGAAGCAGGGAUGCCAAUCCCGCCAGCACCCACAGACCAAGAUGAAGAUCACAUUGAACCAGAUCCCAAUAGCUUGAACUUGGGAGUGAACAUCAGAAAUUUGGUGAAAAUCUACAAGAAAGGAGGGAAACUCGCUGUCAACCAUCUUAACCUGAAGUUCUACGAGGGACAGAUCACCUCUUUUCUCGGCCACAACGGAGCCGGGAAAACCACCACCAUAUCCGUCCUGACUGGUCUCUUCCCGCCUACCUCUGGGACUGUGUACAUCAAAGGCAUGGAUAUCCGUUAUGACAUGGACAUCAUCAGGAAGACGCUGGGGGUGUGUCCACAGCACAAUGUCCUGUUUGACAUGCUCACAGUAGAGGAGCAUGUGUGGUUUUACGGGUGUCUGAAGGGCCUGUCUGAAGAAACCGUGAAAGCUGAACUCGGCAUUUUGCUUCAGGAUGUCGGUCUACUACACAAACGGCACGAUCUGACCAAAAACCUCUCUGGUGGCAUGCAGAGAAAGCUGUCUGUGGCGAUAGCGUUCAUCGGAGGCUCUAAAGUGGUGGUUCUGGAUGAACCCACUGCUGGUGUUGACCCCUACUCCCGCAGAGGGAUCUGGGAUCUCCUGCUUAAGUACCGCAAAGACCGAACCAUCAUUCUGUCUACUCACUACAUGGACGAGGCGGAGAUGUUAGGGGACCGGAUUGCCAUAAUCUCCAAGGGGAAGCUGUGCUGCUGUGGAUCGCCGCUCUUCCUGAAAUCUCGGCUGGGAUCUGGCUACUACCUGACUGUGGUGAAGAGGGAAGGAAUGAGCUCCAGCAAUCCCAGUAAUUCCAGUCUCAGCACCAACACUAGCAAGCAGCCUUCUUUUGUAAAAGACAGCGAGUCCUCUCUGAGUGAAGACACUGGACUGGGAAGUGAAGACAGCAGCACCGAUCUGGCAGCUUUGCUCGCUCUGGUUCAGCAGCACAUCCCUGGUGCGAGGUUAGUGGAAGAGUCGAGAAGAGAAGCAGUGAUCAACCUUCCACAGACAGCUGCUAAAGACGGCAGCCUGGCGAUCUUCCUGUCCAAACUGGACCAGAAGCUUCCUGACCUGGGCCUCCUCAGCUACGGCCUGUCAGACAGCACACUGGAAGAGAUUUUUCUGCAAGUGGCAGAGGAAACUGGUGUGGGCACUGACCCAGUUCAGCCUCCACAACCACCCUGCAGCGUGCAGCCUGCAGUGAAAAGAGCUGAAGGGCAGCCAGCGGAAGAGCCAGAGAUGGGAAAGAAAAAACCUCAAAAGAAAGAUCCUCAGGAGACCGACCUGCUGAGUGGAGAUGGUCAGGGUGGGGUGUCUCUGACAGGCUGGUGGCUAACGUGGCAGCAGCUCAAAGCUCUUUUCAUCAAGCGCUGGCUUUACGCUCGACGGAGCCGCAGAGGAGUCUUUGCUCAGAUUGUUCUUCCAGCCGUGUUUGUUCUGGUCGCUCUGCUCUUCAGCCUCAUCGUUCCUCCGUUUGGGAAGUACCCUGCCCUGGAGCUGCAGCCUUGGAUGUACGGAGAACAGUUCACCUUCUUCAGCAAUGAUGCCCCUGGGAACCCAGCCAUGGAGAACCUGCUGGAUGCUUUGUUGGACCGGCCUGGAUUUGGUACAAAGUGUAUGGAAAAGAAGGAGGACAACAUCACGAGUCCUCAGUGUGAAGGUGAGCGAGGAGGUCAGUUCAUGAGACCGCAGGUAGCUUUCUCCACCUGGAAGACGUUCAAUAGAGGAAACUGGAGCAAAGACAGACCUUCACCUGAAUGUCAGUGCAGCACGGAGGACCUUCGCCGGAUGCUUCCCGAGUGUCCAGAAGGUGCUGGUGGACUUCCUCCUCCACAGUUUAAGAGAGCUACAGGAGAUAUCCUCCAAAAUCUGACGAGUUAUAACAUCACUGAUUACCUGGUGAAGACCUACCCCCAAAUCCUCAAGAAAAGUCUAAGAUCCAAGAAGUGGGUGAAUGAAUUCAGGUAUGGAGGCUUCUCCCUCGGUGGGAGCACCUCCCAGAAUGCAUCUCAGGUUGAACAUCUCCAAGACUCCAUCAUGGUAAUCCGGACUCGUUACCGAGUUGAAAAGAACAGUUCGCUUGAUCGCCUGCUGGAAAAGCUGCCAGUGUUUCUGGGAGAGAUGCACACGCAGAACAAUGUCAAGGUGUGGUACAACAACAAAGGCUGGCACGCCAUGGUUUCGUUUCUAAACGUGAUGAAUAACGGGCUGCUGAGAGCGAGCCUGCCUCCAGGACCUGAGAGGAGGAUACACGGCAUCACGGCCUACAACCACCCGCUUAACCUUACGAAGGAGCAGCUUACAGAAAUAGCCAUGAUGGCCACAUCGGUGGAUGUUCUGGUUUCCAUCUGUGUGAUGUUCGCCAUGUCCUUUGUGCCGGCCAGCUUUGUCCUGUUUCUCAUCGAGGAGCGAGUCAGUAAAGCCAAACAUCUGCAGUUUGUCAGCGGCGUCAAACCCGUCCUUUACUGGCUGGCCAACUUUGCCUGGGACAUGCUGAACUACUCGGUCCCAGCCAUGAUGGUGGUGUUGAUCUUCAUCAGUUUUCAGCAGCAGGCGUACGUCUCUGAGACCAACUUGCCCGCUCUCAUCCUGCUCCUCUUACUCUACGGGUGGUCGAUAACUCCUCUGAUGUACCCAGCAUCCUUUGUCUUCUCCGUCCCGAGCACGGCUUACGUUGUGCUGACCUCCAUCAACCUUUUCAUCGGCAUCAAUGGAAGCAUGGCCACCUUUGUCCUGGAGCUGUUCGUAGAUGAGCAUCUGAACGAGAUCAACAGAAUCUUGAAGAAAGUGUUUUUGAUUUUUCCACAUUUCUGCUUGGGACGGGGGCUCAUCGACAUGGCUAAAAACCAGGCGCUGGCUGACGCCUUCCAGAGGCUGGGAGCCAAGCCAAACCUUGACCCUUUUCAGUGGGACUUUGUGGGGAAAAAUUUGUUUGCAAUGGCAGCCCAGGGUGUAAUCUUCUUUGUUUUCACCGUGCUCCUUCAGUACAAGUUUUUUAUUUACUUCAGGCCGUGGUGGAGUGUCCCCCAGCUGCCUCCUCUGGGCACUGAGGAUGAGGAUGUUGCCAGGGAACGAGAGAGGGUGAAAAGUGGGAAAGCUCAGUCGGACAUUCUCACCAUGAUAGACCUGAGCAAGGUUUACAAAUCAGGCCGGAAGCCAGCAGUGAAUCGACUUUGCCUCGGGAUUCCUCACAGUGAGUGUUUCGGGUUGCUGGGGGUGAACGGAGCCGGGAAAACCUCGACAUUCCGCAUGCUGACUGGAGAUACGCCGAUCACAUACGGAAAGGCUUUCCUGAGCCAUCACAGCGUGCUGACUGAGAUGGAGCAAGUCCACCAGCUGAUGGGUUACUGUCCACAGUUUGAUGCCAUCAGUGACCUGCUGACGGGGCGGGAACAUCUGGAGCUGUAUGCUCGUCUGAGGGGGGUUCCAGAGGAGGCUGUCACCAAGGUGGCGCAGUGGGGGGUUAAGAAGCUGGGCCUGACCCAGUACUCAGAGCAGGAAGCUGGAGGCUACAGCGGCGGCAACAAGAGGAAACUCUCCACAGCUAUCUCCUUCAUUGGGGCUCCGUCUGUUAUUUUCCUGGAUGAGCCAACCAGUGGUAUGGACCCCAAAGCCAAAAGGUUUUUGUGGAACUGCAUCGUCAACGUCACUAAAGAGGGUCGAGCUGUCGUGCUCACCUCCCACAGUAUGGAGGAGUGUGAGGCUCUUUGCACCAGGAUGGCCAUAAUGGUCAACGGCAGGUUUCAGUGUCUGGGAUCUGUGCAACACCUGAAAAACAGGUUUGGUGAUGGAUACACCAUCAUCCUCCGUCUGUCAGAAACUAAAGCUGACCCUGACGAUUGUCCUGUUGAUGCCUAUAUGAGGACGUCUUUCCCCAGCAUCGAGUUGAAGGAGAAACACCAGAGCAUACUUCAGUACCAGCUGUCCUCGCACGCCUGCUGCCUCGCUCACAUCUUCGAUGCGCUGGCCAACAACUACGAGGAACUCGGCAUCGUAGACUUCUCUGUCUCACAGACCACUCUGGACCAGGUAUUCGUGAGCUUUGCUAAGGAGCAGACGGAUGACGACUGCCUCGCAGAUGUGGUCAUAAAUAACGGGGCGGCACAAGACCGCUUCAUCGCCAGAGUUAACUCUCUCACCAUCGCGCCGCAGCCACCGAUCACACCUCCCCAAAAGAGGAUGUCUCCUCGGCUUCCCGCUAAAUCACCUGACAAUCUCCCAAAAGUAACUAAACCUAAAAAGGCCAAAGUCGGCAAGGCCAGUUCCAGUGACGACAAAAGCGGCGGCGCGCCUUUGAAGAGGUUACCUCAGGCCGAGGAGAACAGCAGCACUCAGAGUGAAUCCAGUCAACCUCACAGCUCGAAACACAAAGAGAAGAGCUCCAACAAAGAUCCUUCUGCGCUGUUCAUAGUCGGCACCAGUUCACGGGAAAGCUCGCUGUGAAAGGUUAAAGGGCGCGAUGCCACACAAGAGGACCAAACUCAGAUAUGUUCAUUCGAAUGCUGCAAACUUGUGCAACAUGACACAAACCAAAUCAGCAAAACAAGGAACUAAAGUCGAAUCAAAGCUAAUCCUUCAUCCUGUUGGCGGCUGUGCCUUGUUCACCACUUCACCGGCGGUGUUGAAUCAUAAAUGUGACAGAAUCAGUCUCGUCUUCUCAGAGCAGUGGCUUAUUUAUCCUAAACGGUUAUUACCGCAUGCAUGCCUCGGUGUGAAAACACAGCGUUGUGUUUCUCAGGACCUUUUGAUCUUUUUCAGUCUUACUCUGCUCGUCGGCGCACUUUACAGAAAAGCUGCUGCAAAUACUAAAACAGUAGCUGGUUGCAUGUGCAACGUGUUCUCAUUAAGAGGAUCUUACCUGAAGCGUCUGAUGGUUAUAAACCUGUUUGCUGUAUCUCUUUAAUGUUAUAUUGUUUUUAAGUCCAAUAUUUAUUCAUAUUUUUAUUUAUUCUGUGAGAUUUCUAGUUGUUGUUUCUGUACAAUUGAAGGAAUUAUGUACAAGACGAGUUCUUCUUUUUAUCUUGGAAGUUAUCCUCCAAACUUGCUGAAUGUCAGAAGUUUCCGUCUCUUACAGCUGGACUUCCUGUUGUCCUGAAAAAGCUCCAGACUCGGCGUUGAUUUAACUGCUGUAAGUGAUUUUUAUGCCAAACUCUUAUAAAUCCAAUCAAAGAAAAAUAUUUUUGAACAAUCUAAAAUGGAAAUGCAUUGUCUUUGAAGGAAUGUUGUUUUUAAGAUGUAGUUGUUUAUUUGUUUUGAACCAAACAACCCAGAUCAGCUGAUCUAAAACAGGCUGCUACUGCACUGAAAUGCACCGUUCUAGCUUUCAGUGUUUGCUGCUGUGGCGACCAAAGCAACAACGAUGCAGGACUUUUAUCUUAAAAUGUGAAUGCACUUGUUAAACAUUAAUUGAGGAGUGAUCAGGUUGAAUGUCUGUCUGGGCUGACAGCUCUCACUCCAGUGUUAAUGUCAACUACAUCUAGUAGAGUGAUGAAAUAUCUAAGUGUACUGAAAUGAUGCAAAACCUAAAGGUUAGGUUAGGUCAAUUAUCGUCUUGUUUUGCAGUAAAAGUCUUCAAUCCUGAAUGUGGACCACCACAUGAACAUCAUUUAAAUAAAUGAAAUUUAAAACAAUGUUUUUGUCAUGAAAAGAAAAAAAUAAUUCUUUUUCCAGUGUUUUCUUUUGCAGUGGCUAUUAUUGUGUUUUGUGUGUUGUUUUUUGUUAUUCUUUAGUCUCUGAGAGGCGGAAAGCUCUUUAUUUGUUCACUCUACAGCCAAAGCAAGCUCAUAUUUCUGUUGCUGUUUUUGUUGAAACUUUACAAAGCAAAAUAAUCUUCUGUUGCUCCUGAAGACUACUUUCAGCUCCUAAAUGUAAAUAAAACCUAAUUAAAUUCA
Molecule: messenger RNA, 8689 nt
Organism: Nothobranchius furzeri (turquoise killifish)
Lineage: Eukaryota; Metazoa; Chordata; Actinopteri; Cyprinodontiformes; Nothobranchiidae
Gene: abca7
Product: ATP-binding cassette, sub-family A (ABC1), member 7
Biological process (GO): phospholipid efflux; transmembrane transport; cholesterol efflux
Cellular component (GO): intracellular membrane-bounded organelle; membrane
Molecular function (GO): ABC-type transporter activity; ATP binding; phosphatidylserine floppase activity
Source: RefSeq, a predicted model, not a curated record